AUGGCGUCAAUUCAUCUGAAAUAUAGUAUUGGUAAUAUUCUUCUGGGUAUUACCUAUGCAUGCUUAGCUGUGGCUGGUUGGAUUGUCUUCAACGAUACAUCAUCGUUUUAUAUUCUCUUUCUUGGUCCAGCGAUACCAGCCAUACUGUUUAUUUCUGUAGGAAUUCUCUUAAUAUUAAAUCGCAAUGGACAGAUGACCGCCCUGAUUGUCCCUAUUAUUGCUAUAUCGGGUACAGCAUUCCUUGCAGGUCUUAUCAAUUUAUUCAAAGUUAGCUACGUUUUUGGCGCUUCCCAUGUUGUCAGCGUUAACCCCAAGUCGAUUCUGUUCGCUAUUAUUGUCGCCGUAUCGUUUAUUGGUCUUAGCCUAUCUUUGCUACUUAUUUUCUUUUAUCAUAAGCUGUUAAUCAUCAAUAUUCAAGAUGUCACUGAUGAUAACAAUCAAAAUUCAUCCGAUACAUCCAGCCCUAAUAUAACUCCUAACUGGUUCAAUAUCUACGCUGUGAGUUUAGUUGCCAUUCUGUCAGGUUGUUUUACUGUUAUCUUGGGAGUCGGUGGCAUGAUAUUUUUUAAGCGCCAUUAUACCCUGGCAAACUACUAUUCUGGUGCUUUGGUCAUAGUUAUGGGUGCCUUAGGAAGACUAGUCUAUACGAUACCUAAUGUCUCUUAUAUUAAAUUCUGGCAACUAAUCUAUGGCAGACUAAAUAUCUUUCUGUGCCUAUGCAGCAUUAGCAUGAUCUGCUACAGUUUCUAUUCAACUUCACAAUAUACAAGAACAGCUAUCAACUUUGUUAUGUUUCUAGGAUCGUUACUUUUAGCACUAGUUAACCUUAGUUGCGCAAGUCUAAUUUCUUUUGGCCGCGGUAAAGAAACUGGAACAUUAUUCUUUCCAUUGCAACUUAGUAGAUACCUGACAUUGAAUAGCUUAGUCAGAAUUCAUAAAGUAACUGGAGUGACUCAGGCAAUAUACGGCUGUUUAGGAAUUGCUGCUGGAUUUAUCUCAAUGCCUUUACUUUCUGCUCUCACUUCCACAUUUUUGACAUUUGUAACCGGUUGUAUUCUACUCUCGACUGGUCAAAUUGGUCUUAAUGCCAUGUAUCAACAACAAGAAGAAACGAUUUCUUGUCACAUGGUUAUGUCAGUGGUUGCAUGUUGUUGUUGCUUGUGUAACCUUCCUUUGGCUAUCUGGGAUUAUGUAGAGUACAUAAGCAAAAAUGCUGUCCUACAUUAUUCAACCGCGUUAGCAAUGCUAAUCGUAUAUUUCGCUAUAUUAGUACCUGGAUUUUUUAUAUCCUUGUAUGCGGCUAUUCGCAUCAGUCGAACAGCCAACGAAACCUCACAUGAAGAAGAGCUAACGGAAGUAACAUCGUAA
Trichoplax adhaerens is the source of this 1368-nucleotide messenger RNA. RefSeq lists its product as uncharacterized. The record is from RefSeq and is a predicted model, not a curated record. Bases 1 to 1368 code for a protein of 455 amino acids. The transcript is spliced from 8 exons. Lineage: Eukaryota; Metazoa; Placozoa; Uniplacotomia; Trichoplacea; Trichoplacidae.